CUGUUGUUUGCAAUUAGGUGAUGUUUAGAAACCCUAAAUUGAAUGGCUCCUUUGAAAGUGUGCUAUUGAUUUUGCUAUAGAAUGUGAAAAUAUUUAGUGGGUUUGAUUCAAUUGAGAUUGGUAGUUAUGUUCUAGUGAAAGUUUGAUUUUUUUAGUAGCAGGAACAGUUAAGUGGUUGAUUGUGUUUGGAAUUGGUUUGUUAAGUUAGGUAUUGAGUUACACAACUGGUGUAGUGAAGGAUUGUUGCUACAGUUAUGUCUAUGAGUAGUGCGAGAUCGUUGAGGAGUGUUGUCAGUUCCAUCACUUCCAUGGAAUUGGAAGCAGUUGGGGUGUUGGUGUCAGGGCGGCGGGCAUUUUCUGCUAAAGCAAAGAAGGGUUCCAAAGGUGGCGCUGGUGAUGCACCGAAAGCGUCAAUUUUGGACAAGGAGGUCAAGGCUACGACUGUGGUUGGAGCCAAUAUACUCAAGGAUAGGACAGAUCCUAAAAUCUUGCCGGAUUACCCUGAAUGGGUUUGGCAUCUAGUUGAUAAGCGUCCUGCGUUGAGUGAACUGAGAAGGAAGAACAUUGAAACUCUCCCCUAUGAAGAUCUCAAGCGUUUUGUUAAGCUGGAUAACCGAGUAAGGAUUAAGGAGAACAACUCGCUAAAGGCCAAGAACUAGUUGUAUUCUCAUGUUUGUGACGAUCAUUAGUUUGGCAUUACUGGUAAUGUUGAUCCUA
This is a messenger RNA of Argentina anserina (silverweed cinquefoil), 717 nucleotides long. RefSeq lists its product as uncharacterized. The transcript has a single exon. Bases 255 to 659 code for a protein of 134 amino acids. Gene Ontology annotation, cellular component: mitochondrial large ribosomal subunit. The record is from RefSeq and is a predicted model, not a curated record. Gene Ontology annotation, molecular function: structural constituent of ribosome. NCBI's taxonomy places the organism in Eukaryota, Viridiplantae, Streptophyta, Magnoliopsida, Rosales, Rosaceae.